GAGUUUUAGUCUCUUAAUGGGUCUCAUAUCUCCGUCAGGGCUAGUGACCAGGGUUGUUUUAAGCCUGGUAAAAACUUUGGUGCCAAGUCAGAUUUGAAACCUCAGAUUUUGGAUCGGGUACAUUCUCGCUUCACCUGGCGCUUACCCGAUCCGAUCCGAUCUGCUGCCAUCCUUAAUGUGGCAGGAGUAGCAUCCGAUGUUGUCUACAAAUACAGAGGGGGUGGUGUUCGCAAUGGAGAUGCUCUCCAACGCAGUGAUGAGCGAGCUCGUGAGCAGGUCCCUAUCCUUCCUGUUCGCCAAGUGCGAGAAGCAGACGACGGCGACCGUGCAGGAGGACCUGCAGCGGCUGCAUAACCUGCUGCUGAGGAGCGGCACCAUCGUCGAGGAGGCCGAGCGGCGGCUCGUCACGAACCGGGCUAUGCUCCAGCAGCUCCAGGCCCUGAGAGACGAGACGUUCCGGGGCAAUUACGUCCUCGACGCCGUCAGGUGCCGAGCCGCACUCGGAGGAGGAGACCGGCGCAAGGAUGACGAUGACGAGGAGGAGGUGAGCCACCGCAAGUUCGCCCUGUCCAGGUUCAACCCGGCGAAGCGUGUCCGCUUCCCCUCCGGUGGUUCAGAGACCACGGCGGCAUUUUGUGGUGCAAGCUCGCGAGAGUUGCAGCAGGUGGUUCGCAGCCUGGAAGUCAUGAUCGGUGACACGAAGGAGCUUGUUGUGUUCUUGAUGAACUAUCCUCCCUUGUACCGCCAACCUUACAGUGCCCAUCUGUUUAUGGACAAAUGCAUGUUUGGCCGCCAUAUGGAGAGGGAGAGAGUCAUUGAGUUCUUGCUGCAGAUCGAGCCUCCUGGUGCAGCAAAACUGGGUGUCCUUCCCAUCGUCGGCCCGGCGCAUAUCGGGAAGAGCACUCUUGUGGAGCAUGUUUGCGACGAUGAAAGGGUGCGCAACCACUUCUCCAUGAUCUUGUUUUACAGUCGGAAUGACCUUAAAGAUGAGACCAUGGCCAAUCUGAGAGACAACUGUGUGAUCAAGCAUCAGAAUGAUAGGGCCUCAGGAGAGAGGUUGUUGAUCGUCAUUGAGCUCUUAGAGGAUGUGGAUGAAGAUGCAUGGAAGAGGCUGUACUCUUCCGAAAGAAGCAUGCCACAGGGGAGUAGAAUGAUCAUCGCCAGUCGACCCGAGAACAUUGCGAGGUUAGGGACAACACAGGCUCUUAGGCUGAAAUGUUUGCCGACAGAAGCCUACUGGUAUUUCUUCAAGACGCACGUCUUUGGAAGUGAUGAUCCAGGGUAGCAUCCUAAGAUGGCAUCCUUAGCUUUGGAGAUGGCAAAUCUGAUGCAAGGAUCUUUCAUGUUUGCAACCAUUGGUGCUGUCCUGUUAAGAGAUAAUUUCAACACUCGAAGUUGGUCCAUGAUUCUCACAAGGUUAAGAGAGUACAUGCAAAAGAAUGUCUCCUUGAUUGGUGAAUACCCAGAUGAUAUCGACGCCAAGGAUAAUCCUCGAUUCACUUGGAGCCUAUUGAAACAGAAACCUGACAACUAUUUUAUGCUAUAUGACGUUUACCAAAGAGGCUUUGGGGAGGAGGUUCCAGAGAUACCAUAUUUGGAUCUGCUAGCGGGAUGCGCUCAACCGCGAGGGAUCUACGAGAUCCUGUUUUGGAAAUCUCGAAUUCCACCGUACUUCAGCUACGUAUGCAAAUGUGAGAUUCGUGAUAUGCAAGCACCAUAACAUAAGUUCAUAGAUAAGAGUGUAGGGGCUAAUGCUUUGGAGUGGUUAUGUUCUUGUGUGGUCUCCUCUCACCGGUUAGAUGUCUGGAAGUUCCUUGCUUGUUUGUGAAUGGUGAUCUUGUAGUUCUGCAGUUCAAGCGAUGGCAUCUCAAACAAAAUCUACCUUGUUUGUGAACGCUUUAUGUUAUCUUGUAACCAAUUGCGGCACCUACAAUAAAGAAACUGCAGGUUUCUGCUA
Messenger RNA from Phragmites australis (common reed), 1957 nucleotides. RefSeq names its product disease resistance protein RGA2-like. NCBI's taxonomy places the organism in Eukaryota, Viridiplantae, Streptophyta, Magnoliopsida, Poales, Poaceae. The transcript is spliced from 2 exons. Gene Ontology annotation, molecular function: ADP binding. The record is from RefSeq and is a predicted model, not a curated record. The coding region runs from base 197 to 1285 and encodes 362 amino acids.